Molecule: messenger RNA, 1279 nt
Organism: Drosophila santomea
Lineage: Eukaryota; Metazoa; Arthropoda; Insecta; Diptera; Drosophilidae
Product: protein FAM185A
Exons: 3
Coding region: 99-1223 (374 amino acids)
Source: RefSeq, a predicted model, not a curated record
AAGUGAUGAAUAACAGUACUGCAAAAUACGCAGCCACAGCUGAUUGUGCAUUUAAAAGUAAACAAAACCAAUAAAUUACUUUUUUCGUUGGCUUUAUAAUGCUGCUGCAACGCGCCUGGUUGCCACAUUUAAACAACCACCUGCGCCAAUACGCAAAGCAGUCCCGUGCCCACACGAAACCAGUCAUGGCCGUGAGCAAGCGGAUGGUCCAUCAGGAGAUCCUGCAUUAUGUAAAUCCCUUUGCCAGGAUCAAUGUAAAGUCCGAUGUUUUCCUGCGCAUCCAGCCCGCGGAUGUGCAUCAGUACACCAGCGGGGAUGUGUUCAUCGCCCAACUGGUUGGCGGUCAAGUCAAGAACUCGAAUGUCUCUCUUGAUGUGAAGGUGGCCGAUGAGGACAAGGUGGUCAAUGUGGUGGUUAAAAAACUGACGGAGCAGGCUUCACAGUUUGAGUGCCAUCUGCAUAUUCCUGUGCGUUCCGAUGUCUCUGUGGACGCAAAAGGUAGUGUGCGGGUGGAAGGAGUACAGAGUGAGCUCCUCCAAGUCAAAGCAAAGGAAGGCAUCCUUACCAAAAAUAUCAAGGCCACCCAUAUAAACUUGUACAGUGAAAAUGGCAACAUCAAUUGCAUGGGCACACUGCUGGGCAAGGUUACCCAAAUAGAGUCACACAAUGGGAAUAUUUCGAUGGAUAAGUUGCAAGGAGACAGCUUGAAUUGUUCCACCAAAGCUGGCAGCAUUGUAACUGACUGUUGUUAUGUGGAAAACUCAAAGUUUCAGACGCAGACUGGGCGCCUGGAGCUCAAGAAUGUCCACAAGAGCAGCCAAGUGCACGUCCAUCAGUCGGCGGAACUCAAUAUGACUGGAGUACAUGGCAAUCUUCAAAUAACCACCAAAGGAGGCAGCCUAAAUGUCCAACUAUCUGAGCUAGUGGGGAGCAACAAAAUCGACGCUGAGAACUUGUUAGAAGAGGCUAUUAUACACAUAUCCCAAGCCAUAGAGCAGGAUCUUCACAUCGAGGUAACAGCUCCUGAAGUGAAAUUGGAAACAGAACUGAAGCAUGUAGCCCAUGCUCUAAACGAGAGCAAAAACAAAUUCGUGCUAAGCAAUCCAAAUACAAAUCGUCUGGAAGUAAGCAGCACAGGCACCAAGGGCGUGCGCCUGGGAAAACAGUCAUGGAGCGAUAUGAUGCGCAAUAAGUUGCAGGCCAUUGGUACCGAUUUACCUUAGCUGAAGACAGAGACUAACUAAGUUAAGAAUAUAUUGUGCUGCAAGCUACAAUCUCA